This is a messenger RNA of Tarenaya hassleriana, 1270 nucleotides long. Its product is annotated as dirigent protein 9-like. The record is from RefSeq and is a predicted model, not a curated record. The coding region runs from base 36 to 1079 and encodes 347 amino acids. NCBI's taxonomy places the organism in Eukaryota, Viridiplantae, Streptophyta, Magnoliopsida, Brassicales, Cleomaceae. The transcript has 2 exons.
UCAGCAUCGCAUCUUCUCAUUCAAACGAGCAAACAAUGGCAAAAUCUUUGAGCCUAACCCUAGUUCUCUUCCUCGUUGUCUCCAAUGUCCUGACCAUCGUCCACUCGGCCAGGCUCCUCGACCAGGUUGAAGCUCAGCCUCAGGUCCUCCCUCAACAGCCCAGCGGCCAGACCCCGGCCAUUGCCCCUCCCGAACCCGGGCCGGCAGACCAAGAAGGAGACGACGAUUCUGAUGAUAACCCACAAGCUGCAGCUGCAAACCCAACGGCUGCAGCAGCUGCGAAACCGCUCCCUACACCAACCACCACCACUGGUCCAGUCGGGGCGGCUGCUGCUGCAGUGGGCGGCAGUGGCCACGAGCCUGACCUGGCCUUCUUCAUGCACGACGUCUUGGGAGGGUCACACCCUUCGGCUCGUGUGGUCACGGGCAUUGUGGCUCAGACCGAGGUGAACGGCAUACCGUUCUCAAAGGCCAACAACAACAUCUUCCCGGUGGACAACGCCAUCCCACUUGUGAACCUAAACAACAUCAACAAGAUCAUCAACCCCAACACUGCGCCUCUCCUCACCGGCCUCACUGGUGCACAGGCAAGCACCAUCAUUCAGUCCACCAAUGGGAACUCUAACAACGCCCUCAACUCAAACAACCUCCCCUUCGUCACCGCUGGCCAGCUUCCUCCAGCCGCCGCUCUCCAGCAGCUCAUGUUCGGUACGAUCACAGUCGUGGACGAUGAGCUCACAGAGAGUCACGAGCUCGGGUCUGCAGUCAUCGGUAGGGCUCAAGGGUUUUACCUGGCGAGCUCGUUAGACGGAACGAGUCAGACCCUUGCUUUGACCGUGUUGUUGCACGGAGGAGAGCACGGGAAUCACGACACGGUGGACGACGCCAUUAGCUUCUUCGGGGUUCACAGGUCAGCUUCCACUGCUUCCCAGAUCGCCGUGGUGGGUGGAACUGGGAGGUACGAGCACGCCAAAGGGUACGCCGUCGUCGAGACUCUGCAUAACCAGGACAACCAGCACAUCACCGAUGGCAUCGACACGAUCCUGCAUUUCAGCGUUUACCUCACCUACAAAGCUUAAGGGUAUUUGAUUGUAUGAAAGGUCUCUUCAUGUCCCGUGUUCUUUUUCUUGCUUGCUAGCUUCCUCUGUGUGCUCUCUGUUAUGUGAAAGUAUCACGUACAAAAAAAAAACAUAUGUAUCUCCUUAUGAUUCAAAUCUUGUUUCUAUUGCUAUCUCACAUAACGAUGAAUGUCUGAAUUUUUUAUGAAUGA